AUGUGCUCCGCCGCGGAUCCGCCAGCAUCUCACCAGGAGCGGAGAGCGCGGUGCGGCCCGCCGCGGGGAUGCUCCCGCUCGGGGCGGGCGGGCGAACUCCUGGGUCCCCUGCUCAGCGUCCCGGUCUGCGAUCCCGGCCGGCGAUCCCGGGGCGGCAGCUGGGGCCGGAGCCGGGGCGCCGUGCUGCUGCUCUUCUUCUCGCUGUCGCCGCGGCCGCCGGCCGGGGCCGCCUGGCUGCUGGGGCUGCGGCCCGAGGACACGACGCCGGGCCGGGUGUCUCUGGAGGGCGGCGCGGUGCAGGCGGCGGAGGGCAGCCGCUUCCUCCUGCGCCUCUAUUUCCAGCCGCCGCCCGAGGGCAACGGCAGCCGCGGGCCGGCGGGGGAGCGGGAGCCGCGGCUGGUCUUCAUCGAGGAGGCGGCGGCGGGGAGCGCGGCGGCGCGGGGCCCGGCGGAGCGGUGCGGCUUCUUGCUGCGGGUGCGGCCGGCCGCCCCGCCGCUGGGCACCUGGCUGCUGCCGCUGCCCGAGGCGGGCUGGCUGCGGGCGCUGGGCGCCCUGCUGCUGCUGGGGCUGUCGGCGCUGUUCAGCGGGCUGCGCCUCUCGCUGCUCUCGCUGGACCCGCUGGAGCUCCGCGUCCUGCGCAACAGCGGCUCGGCCGCCGAGCGGGAGCAGGCGCGGCGGGUGCAGGCGGUGCGCGGCGGCGGCGGCACCUACCUGCUGUGCACGCUGCUGCUGGGGCAGGCGGGGGCCAACGCGGCGCUGGCCGGCUGGCUCUGCGCCUCGCUGCCCGGCGGCGGGCCGGCGGCGGCGGCCGGCGGGCCGCGGGGAGCGCCCUGGCUGCCGGUGCUGCUGUGCACCGCCGCCGUCUUCCUGGGCGGCGAGGUGCUGCCCUACUCGGUGUGCUCGCGGCACGGGCUGGCCAUCGCCUCCCGCACGCUCUGCCUCACCCGGCUGCUGAUGCUGGCCGCCUUCCCCCUCUGCUACCCGCUCAGCCGCUUGCUGGACUGGGCGCUGCGGCAGGAGCUCAGCGUCUUCUCUACGCGGGAGCGGCUGCUGGAGACGCUGCGCGCCGCUGGCCCCCACGGCGACCUGGUGCGGGAGGAGCUGGCCAUGGUGCAGGGCGCGCUGGAGCUACGCACCAAGGUGGUGGAGGAUGUGCUGACCCCGCUGGCCGACUGCUUCAUGCUCCGAGCCGAUGCUGUGCUGGACUUCGCCACCGUCUCUGAGAUCCUCCGAUCUGGCUACACCCGCAUUCCGGUCUAUGAGGGUGACCGGCGCGACAACAUUGUCGACCUGCUCUUUGUCAAAGACCUGGCCUUUGUCGACCCUGAUGACUGCACUCCCCUGCAGACUGUCACCCGCUUCUACCGCCGGCCGCUCCACUGCGUCUUCAAUGACACGCGCCUCGACACGCUGCUGGAGGAGUUCAAGAAGGGAAAGUCCCACCUGGCCAUCGUGCAGCGGGUGAACAAUGAAGGGGAAGGAGACCCGUUCUACGAGGUGAUGGGCAUCGUCACCCUGGAAGAUGUCAUUGAGGAGAUCAUCAAGUCCGAGAUCCUGGAUGAGACGGAUCUGUACACUGACAAUCGGAAGAAGGAGCGGGUUCCCCACCGGGGACGCAAGCCCCAGGAUUUCUCCAUCUUCAGGCUCUCAGAGAGCGAGAUGAAGGUGAAGAUCUCCCCGCAGCUCCUCUUGGCUACCCAUCGGUUCAUGGCAACAGAAGUGGAGCCUUUCAAGUCCCCCUACCUCUCCGAGAAGAUCCUGCUGCGGCUCUUGAAGCACCCCAAUGUCAUCCAGGAGCUCAAGUACGACAGAAAGAACAAGAAGGCAGCGGAGCAUUACCUCUACCAGCGCAACCGCCCUGUCGACUACUUUGUCCUCAUCCUGCAGGGGAAAGUGCAGGUGGAGGUCGGCAAGGAAGGACUGCGGUUUGAGAAUGGGGCGUUCACCUACUAUGGCGUCCCUGCCAUCAUGGCUGUUGUCUCCUCAGAAAACGAUGUGCGAAAAAUGGGAAGCCUGGCAGGAUCCUCCUUCCUCCUGCCUGUCUCAGUGUCCCGUACUUUCGCCUUCAGCAGAGGGGACUCCCUGGCUGGCUCUCCAGUGAACAGGUCACCGUCGCGCUGCAGCGGCCUCAACCGCUCCGAGUCCCCCAACCGGGAGGACUAUGGAGGCAGCAGCACGCAGCUCCACAGCAGCAGCAACAACAUCUACACGCCCGACUACUCCGUGCACAUCCUCUGCGACGUGCAGUUCGUCAAGGUGACCCGGCAGCAGUACCACAACGCGCUGGUGGCCAGCCGCAUGGACAGCUCACCUCAGUCCCCCGACAUGGAGGCCUUCGACAGGGAUUCCACCAAGGCCUCGACUGCGCGGGGAACCCCACAGACACCCAAGGAGGACCCUGCCACCCUCCUGAAUGAGAGGAACAGCAUCAUGUGCAGCCGCUCCGAGGGGCAGCGCAGUCCCAGCGAGUCAGUGUUCCUGCGCAUGGAGGGCAUCCCCUUCAUCCAGGAGGAGCUGGCUGACAACGAGGAGAACAGCAAGCGGCAGAACAGUGAGUGCUGCGGGACUGUCCUGGAAGCAGAGUCCCCAGGUCGAGAGGCUGGGACCAGCUCAUCGCCGAGCAGCUCUGAGGAGGCGCUGGGCAAGAGGCUGCUGAGAUCCCUCAGUGGGCGCAAGCAGCGGACAUCAUCAGAAGGUGAGAAGUCGCCAGAAGAAAGCUCCAAUCUCGCCCCAUUAAUCACCUGAGCAGCAGCGUGGCCAGAGCACAGUGCUGGAGGCCCAUGCAGACUGGAGGUCUGCAGCAUGGGGGUCUCCUGCCGUGAGGCUCGUGUCCAACAGCAGGAGGUCUGCACUCGCUCGCUGCCUGUCCGCCCGCUCGUGCCGCCCCUCCCUGCAGGAUCUGUGCAGAGCCCCAUCCCCAGGAGAGAAAGGAUGAACCCCGGCAGGGCUGAAGCACGCAGGUAGCCUGGACCAGCUAGCUGGAGUCCGAGGGCCCUUGCCCUUGCGAGCCGCUCCCUGGUAGCAUCUGGUCUCAAGGAAGAGGUGGAAAAAGGAAAGGUGAAAAAGUAUCUGUCACGGCAUCCCUGCAAGCAGUGCAGGGAGGGGCAGCCCAACCCAGAACUGCCCUUUACCAUCAUUUACCAUCCCCAUCCCAGCGGGGCCUGGAGCCCCGUGGUGCUGCAAGACGUGGUCUCCAGCACGAGGAGAACGUGCUAUUUGGGGGUGCCACGCGCAGCUCAGGGCCCAGCACACGAGUGUGCCGUGCCUGGUGACACGCCCGCUUGCAGCCUCGCUCACGCUGACCAUGGACACGGCCCAGCGCUCCCGAAGCCCUGCCAGGCACAGGGCAAGGAGCCCCGCUCACCCCCGGGUGCAGCCCCCUGGCUGGGGAGGGGGCUCUCCACGCUGCACCGGACCACCCUCCUCUCCACACGCCUGCCGCUGUGAGGGAGGCUCGCUCCAAGACUCGGGGUGGGACAGACCAGUCAGUAGUUUUUGUAGAGGCUCAAUGCAACAGGGAUAUCAACAUUAAAAGUGAUUUUUCCCUGAGCGAUGCCCUCUCUGUGUCCAUGGGAGAGGGAGAGACUCUAACCCCCCAGCAGGCCAGGCUGCCCUCAUACCCAGCGCCAGAGCUGCCUGCAGGAACAGGACUCAGACCCACUGAAGGGAGCAAGAGAACGGGUCAGCAAGUGCUGCCCAAAUUCUUGCUCUGCAGCUGAGCUCUCUGUCACUCCUGCUGCCUGGAAAGCACUUGGCAAGCAGGGAGAUAAGCCCCAGCUGUGCAGAUGAGGACUGGGGAAAACCAGGAGUUAAUAUCAGGCCAUUGCAAACACAAUAGUGGGAUACACGUGCUGGAGUACAGCCUGACAGAUAAGGACAGAAAUCUCAUAGUCCACCCAUGCUGAUAAAACUUCAGCUGGAAUAACUGCAGCCCUGUCUGGCACUGUCCUUCCAAGGAAACACACAGCAAUUGAAAAGUGGGCAGAGGAAAGCAAGGGCUGGAAAACAACCUACCCCAAAGGCUGAAGGAAAUAAAGUCACUUAAUCUUUAGUGGUGAAGGAUGUGAAGGGGAGAGAGGAAGUUUUCAAAUACAUAAAAAGCUGUUGUACAGAGGAAAGGAAUAAUCUGUUCUCUGUUGCCAUGGUAAAUGGGAUAAUUGGUAAUGAGCUUACACCGCAGAAAAGGAGAAAUUUAGGUCACUUGCUAGGAAAAACAAGGUUGGUAAGACUAGCAAAAUACCAAUAUAGAUCACAUGGGGUGGGGCCAGCCUUCACACCAGGAGGUCUGUAAGGGCAGAAGUGUAAGCAAAUACCGUAAAUAAAAAACAUUAACUCCUCCU
Messenger RNA from Passer montanus (Eurasian tree sparrow), 4340 nucleotides. It is a transcript of the gene CNNM1, whose product is annotated as cyclin and CBS domain divalent metal cation transport mediator 1. NCBI's taxonomy places the organism in Eukaryota, Metazoa, Chordata, Aves, Passeriformes, Passeridae. Gene Ontology annotation, cellular component: plasma membrane. Gene Ontology annotation, biological process: magnesium ion homeostasis; transport. Gene Ontology annotation, molecular function: transmembrane transporter activity. The record is from RefSeq and is a predicted model, not a curated record.